Mobula hypostoma (lesser devil ray) is the source of this 9893-nucleotide messenger RNA. Its product is annotated as girdin-like. The transcript is spliced from 32 exons. The record is from RefSeq and is a predicted model, not a curated record. Gene Ontology annotation, molecular function: dynein light intermediate chain binding; microtubule binding. Bases 507 to 6758 code for a protein of 2083 amino acids. Lineage: Eukaryota; Metazoa; Chordata; Chondrichthyes; Myliobatiformes; Myliobatidae. Gene Ontology annotation, cellular component: cytoplasm; centrosome. Gene Ontology annotation, biological process: cytoskeleton-dependent intracellular transport; cytoplasmic microtubule organization.
GCCGUUAGUCGGCUCGUGCUGGAGCGGGGCUGAGGCGUGUGGUGGUGAUCAAAAUACCGUUAAGAUGCUACCGUAUGUUCAUCAAGCAUCAGCUAUCAGCAGUUCCUCUUAUCUAUGAUUUAAGUAAAGGAUAGACGGUUAAUGAAUGCCGAAUUGCAUUUGUCAGGAUUCUAGUUGUUCAAAAUAAUUAUUUGUGUUAAAAUUCGUCAAAAGAGAGCCCUAAGCGUUACAAAUGAUUGGAGUCUGACGGCUUUCCGUUGGAAUUCGCUUCUGCGGGAAGAAGGCAAUUUUCUUGAAGGGAUGUGGACGCUAUAAUAUAUAAACAUGAAUGUUGUAUUGUCUCGAUUGCAUUACAAUCGAUCAAUAUUAAACCAAGCGGUUUAAACGGAUGCUUUGUGAAACUAGCUUUUGGUUCUGCGUAGGAUGCUAAAAUCGGAAUACGAAGACAGAAAACAGCAGUGGAUUAUAUAUUUUAAGAUAUUUCAUUUUUUUGUUGUUGAUUGAAAAUGGAGAACGAUUUUACCACGCUUGUUGAGCAGUUUAUGUCAGAUCCCUUGGUAACUUGGGUAAAGACUUUCGGGGCGUUAACUCCGGCAAAUGGAGGAGUACUUUUGGAAUACAUGGAGUUGGUUGACGGCGUCUUUCUUAGUAACAUAAUGGUUCAAAUCAAUCCUAAGUCAGUAAAUGAAAGACUGAACAAGAAAGUAAACAAUGACGUGUCACUCAGAAUUCAAAAUUUAUCCUGUUUGGUGCACAAUAUUAAAUCGUAUUAUCAGGAGACACUUCAGCAACUAAUUAUGAUGUCUCUUCCAAAUGUUCUUGUCCUGGGCCGGACCCCUCUCUCAGACUGUGGAAUUAAUGAGAUGAAGAAGCUCCUCCUGCUUCUACUAGGUUGCACAGUUCAGUGUGAAAGAAAAGAAGAAUUUAUUGAGAGGAUCAAAAAUCUUGAUUUUGAUACAAAAGCUACUGUUGCUAUUCACAUUCAAGAGGUGACACACAAUCAAGAGAAUGUCUUUGAUAUGCAAUGGAUGGAAUUAACCGACAUCUCUCGUGAGGAUCUUAAUUCCUCGUUCAGAAAAAUGGCAAAUCAUCUGAAAAGGCUUGUGGAUGAAAGAGACGAAAAAUGUGAGAUAAUAUUGCGUCUUGCACAGGAGCGUGACUGCUCCCAGUCUCCAGUUCGUGGAAUAGUUCAGUCACCUACUGGUUCACCAGGAAUGCAGCGAACUGAGAGCCGACAACAUCUAUCAGUUGAACUGGCAGACACUAAAGCUAAACUCCGAAGGAUCAGGCAAGAGAUGGAAGAGAAAACAGAGCAAUUGUUGGACAGUAAGCAAGAACUGGAGCAGAUGGAAGUUGAACUAAAAAGACUACAACAAGAGAACCUACAACUUUUGUCUGAUGCUCGUUCUGCUAGAACAUAUCGUGAUGAGCUUGACUCAUUACGUGAAAAAGCACUUAAAGUCGAUAAGCUUGAAAGUGCAGUUAUCCGAUACAAAGAUCGGCUUCAUGACAUUGAAUUUUAUAAAGCAAGAACUGAGGAAUUAAAAGAAGAUAACAAAAUAUUGUUAGAGACAAAAAUAAUGUUGGAAGACCAACUUGAGGGAGCCCGAGCACGUUGUGACAAACUACAUGAAUUUGAGAAAGAGAACCUGCAGUUAAUGGCUAAAGUACAUGAUAUGGAGAUGGAACGUGACACAGACAGGAAACGUAUUGAGGAAUUAAUGGAAGAAAAUUUGUCUCUUGAAAUGGCUCAAAAGCAAAGCAUGGAUGAAUCAUUGCACUUAGGCUGGGAGCUAGAACAGUUAUCCAAAACCACUGAAUUUUCUGAGGUGCCACACAAGUCUCUUGGUCAAGAAGUGAAUGAGUUAACCUCAAGUCGUUUACUUAAGAUGGAAAAAGAAAACCAGGCUCUGCUGAAAACUGUGGAGGAACUUCGCAUUGCUGUGAAUUCUGCAGAUAGCAGUAACCUUAAAUUUCUGGAACUUGAAAAGGAGAACCAGAGACUAAAGAAAAAGGUGGAGAGGCUCCAGGGAGAAAUCAGCAAUGAAAAAGAAAGUAUGCAAAAUGUUGAGACUCUUACUGAUGACCUCAUAAAAGAGAAGUCCCAACUUGAAAAAUCUAUUGAAAGCAUCCAACAAAAUGCAGAGCGACAGAUUAAAGUAUUGGAACAGGAGAAUGAGCACUUAAAUCAUACCAUUGCAUCCUUACGACAACGUGCACAAAUAAGUGUAGAAGCUGGAGUGAAAGACAUUGAAAAAGAAAAUAAAAUCCUCCAUGAAUCUAUUAAGGAAACCAGCAGUAAACUGAACAAAGUAGAAUUUGAAAAAAAGCAAAUCCAAAAAGAAUUAGAACAUUAUAAAGAAAAAGGAAAAAGGGCAGAAGAGCUUGAGGUUAUUUUGAGUCGCUUGGAAAGAGAAAAUGAACAGCUGCAGAGGAAGAUUACUGGUCUAAUGAUCACAUGUGAAAAAAUAGAUAUCUUGGAGCAGGAAAUCUCUGAUUUGGAAGUGGAAAAUAAUAAGCUGAGAAAGACAUUGGAUAGUCUGAAAAAUCUUACUGUGCAAUUGGAUGUUUUAGAAAAAGAAAACAACCAACUCGAGGAUGAAAAUUUGCAGUUAAGGAGGACACUGGAGAACUUGAAAUCCAAUGGUGUCAAGUUGGCACAACUUGAAUUGGAAAAUAAAGAACUGGAAAAUGAAAAAGAGCAGCUAAAAAAGAGUCUGGAACUUUUGAAAGCUUGUAACAAGAAAACUGAACGAUUAGAGGUAAGCUAUCAGGGACUUGAUUUAGAAAAUCAGAGACUCCAAAAGGCCCUUGAAAAUAGCAGCAAGAAGAUUAAUCAAUUGGAAAAUGAGCUACAAGACUUAGAAACAGAAAAUCAGAGCCUGCAAAGAAAUCUGGAAGAGCUAAAAAUCUCCAGCAAACGGCUACAGCAACUAGAAAAAGAGAACAAACUCUUGGAGCAGGAGGCUAUCCAAUUGGAGAAAGACAAAAAGCAGCUUGAAAAGGAAAAUAGGAGAUUGCGUCAACAGACUGAGAUCAAGGAUUCCACACUGGAUGAAAACAAUAUGACAAUUUCUAACCUUGAGAAAGAGAAUAAAUUGCUAACAAAAGAAAUCAACAAAUUCAAAGACUUUUAUGGUCGACUGAAAGAUUUAGAAAAAGACAAUAAAGAGUUAGUUAAACAAGCAACUAUUGAUAAGAAGACUCUAGUGACAUUAAGAGAGGAACUUGUAAAUGAGAAAUUAUAUACCCAGCAAAUGAGCAAUGACUUGGAAAAACUCACUCAUGAACUAGAGAAGAUUGGAUUAAACAAGGAGCGUCUCCUUCAUGACGAACAAACCACUGAUGAUAGUAGAUAUAAACUUUUGGAAUCAAAACUUGAAAGCACACUAAAAAAAUCUCUAGAAAUUAAAGAAGAAAAAAUUGCCAGUCUUGAAGCACGUUUAGAAGAAUCAACAAAUUUAAACCAACAACUACGUCAGGAGCUAAAGACGGUGAAAAAAAAUUAUGAAGCUCUCAAGCAGAGACAAGAAGAGGAAAAAACAGUGCAGAAUUUCCAGCAUAAGCCAAUUGAAGAAAUUCAGACGACAAAUAAAUGGGAACAAGAAAACCAAGAAGUAACUCGGGAGCUAUUAAAGGUUAAAGACAGACUUAUCGAAAUUGAGAGAAAUAAUGCAACACUUCAAGCAGAGAAACAGGCCUUGAAAACGCAAUUGAAACAGAUGGAAACCCAGAAUAACAACUUGCAAUCACAAAUUCUUGCACUUCAGAAACAAACAACAUCAUUGCAGGUGCACAAUACCUCUUUGCAGACAGAGAAUGCCAAGUUACAGGUGGAGCAUUCUACACUGGGUUCCCAAAGCGCAUCCUUGAUGACUCAGAAUUCUCAGCUUCAGAACCAACAGUUGUCUUUGGAGAAUGAGAAUGAAUUACUGAUGAAAGAAAAGGACGAAUUGAAAUUAUUGUAUGAUUCACUUGUCAAAGAUCAUGAAAAGCUAGCAAAGUUACAUGAGCAUCAGGCAACUGAAUAUGAGAGUCUCAUUAAUAAACAUGGAAGUCUGAAAUGUGCUCAUAAAAAUUUAGAAGUUGAACACAAAGAUCUCGAGGACAGGUACAAUGCACUGCUGAAGCAAAAAGGCCAAUUAGAAGAAUUGGAGACUACUUUGAAAAAGGAGCAGGAGAAAAUGUGUCAUGAUGCUGAGAAACAUGAAACCAUGAUGCAAGAAUACCACAAUCUUUGUAAUGAAAAUGCUAGGUUAAACCAAAUAAACAGCCAUCUGCUAAAAGAAAAUGAAGGAUUGCAGUUGGACCACAAAAAUCUUAAAACCAUUCUAAAUGGUGGCAAGCUGGAGCAUGCACGAUUGGAAGCAGACUUUGCAAAACUGAAGGAACAGUACCAACAGCUCGAUAUCAGUUCCACUAAACUAAAUAACCAAUGUGAGCUACUGAGCCAAUUAAAAGGGAAUCUUGAGGAAGAAAACCGACACUUGCUUGACCAGAUCCAGACAUUAAUGCUGCACAACAAAUCAUUAUUAGAACAGAGCAUGGAGAGUAAGGAUCUAUUCCAUGUGGAGCAAAGGCAGUAUAUUGAUAAACUAAAUGAACUUCGACGACAGAAGGAAAAACUUGAAGAGAAGAUUAUGGAUCAAUAUAAGUUCUAUGAGCCCUCACCCCCUCGAAGAAGGGGCAAUUGGAUUGCCAUAAAGAUGAAAAAGUUAAUGAAACACAAAAAGGAAGGCAACAGAGAACGUAUUAAAUCCCUCACAGGCACUCCAACUAGGUCAGAAUCAAGUGAUGGAUUUCUUCAACUGCCUCAGCAUGAUAGUCAAGAUAGCUCUUCUGUCGGAUCGAACUCUCUUGAUGAAGGUCAUUCAGCUAAGAAAAGCAGUAUGGCCACGCUGAAAAGGCUGCCUUUUAUGAGGAACAGACCGAAGGAUAAAGACAAAAUGAAGGCCCUCUACCGUCGCUCUAUGUCUAUGAAUGAUCUGCUCCAGUCUAUGAUAUCAGCAGGAGUUCAGUGGUCAGGUAGUUCUGAAAAUUUGGAGGAGUCUAAUGAGUCUGGAGGACAGAGGACAGAAUUGGGGUCCAUGGCAUUUUCCACAACGGCUAUUAACCUCACCACUACAAACUCUUCUGGCUUCAGAUCCAAGCAAAGACUUCAGUCUAAAGAUCUCUUCACUGUGAUAGAUGAAGAUGGCUCUUUUCCACAAGUUCUUGCAAUGGGAACUUGUCAAAGAAAGUCUACCUUAUUCAAAGGUAUUGCUUCCAAUGAAGAUUUAUUAUCCAAUGAACCAAACCUUAACAAUUCUGGCUCAGGAUCAAGAAGUCGAGCUUCCAGACCAGCCAGCCUUGAUAGUAGCAGGACAUCCAGUAGCAAUAACAAUAAUAAUGCUUCAGCCCACGAUGCAAAAGCAGGUGCAGUUAAUGCGAGACACAGUAGGUUUCAAAGCCAUAGCAGCGGAGAAUGUUGUUCAGCCGAUGAUAGUCACUUAUUAUCAAACAGUGGCCUUUCAUCUGGUCAUACACAAACUUUGAAAAAAGAUGUUUCCUUUCAAAAGAAAGACGUUAAAGUUGAUGAUACCCAAAAUCGUUCUCUGCAAAGGAAUAAAGCCACAUCACCUGGGAGUGAAAUAGUUACCUUACAGCAGUUUCUGGAAGAAAGUAACAUAAAUCAAUCGUCACAGAUACAAUCUGAAGGUUGCGAGAAUGUUUCCACAAGCACCACAGAUCUGCCAGAACUAAUUGGAACUGAGAAGUUGAAUCACAAUCUUACCAAUAAUAGUGCUACUGUCAAAUCACCUAGAGGAGGAGAAAGCAACUCUUUCAGUAGCAAGUUACACAAGCCUGGGCAGUAUGUAAAGCCAAAUCCUCGAAAUCCAGACCAUAUAUGUAUUACAAGCAUCUCAGAAGAUAUGACAUUUUUAAACCAAGGAAAGACUUUGUCUACUUGCAGAUUACCAACUGUGCCACACCGAUCAUCCCAAAUAGACUACAACACUUCUACUCUACCCCGUGCAAGUCAUGUGAUUUCUACAGCAGAAGGUUCAAGUCGAAGAACAAGCAUCCAUGAAUUCAUGUCAAGAGAUAGUAGAGCACCUGUGUCGAUAGAUCCAUCUCCAGGGAAAGUGCUAACAAGCACUCAGACAUUACCCAGUGAGUACCAAGUAAAUUAUUGCCACCAAGCUCAUUUUCCUCACCACGUUGCUUACCAUAUUCAAAAAGAAUCUAAUGUGCAGAAAUCACGAUUAAUCCAACCAUAUGGCAAAAGUCAGUCACUAGAUCAUGACUUAAAUCUUGUAAACACCAAAAGGAUCUCUUGUGCUUCUUCAAAUAGUAUAAAAGAACAAAUCACUUCAAAAUCAGCUUCAUCUCUUGGGCUAGGUAUUAUAUCUGGAACUAUAACAGGGGAAUCUAACCAAAAUGAAAUGGUUUCCUUUACUAGUGUUCACCUUUCUUCAUCCAGUUUAUCCAACAAUCCUAUCAGUAUGCUGCCUCAAAAACCCAAAGCACACCCAACUGAUAUCGCUUUGGUGUCACCGAUUAAAACAGAACAGCCCCCAGAGGAAAAUCAAGGUAUUAUUCUUUCAAAAUCCACUGAUGAACUGUUUAAAUUUGAGAAUCAGGAGAGCAGUAGAUUAAAUUCUCUUCUUAUCAGUGAUAUAUCCCCCUCUAGUGAAGAAAUUCUGAAUGUUUCUGUUUCCCCCUCAGUAAUGUCAGAAGACAAACAGACUGUAUGGUAUGAAUAUGGAUGUGUUUAACUGAUAUUAUUAAGGGACAGCUAGGUAAUUACCAGUGAGCUCCUAGGCAAACUAACAUUUACUGUGUAAUAUUAGUUGGAAAUGGAAUAAAAUGUGAGGCAUUUUGUUAAAUAGAGAUCCAAUUAGUCCUUCUCUUGUCAUGUAUUUAUCUCUUCAUUUGAUAUUCAGGUAUUGAUAAACUAGACCUCAGAUUUUUGUCCAAAAUUGUGUCCAUUCAUUUCAUUUAUAGGAUAGCUGUUGAAACCUUAGCACAUAAUCAUACUUCCAUUAACAAUUUAAUUUAUAUUUUGAACCAUUAGGACUUGAUGAUCCUUUUUAAUCACAAUCUACUUUAAAAGCAUCAAUUUUUUGAAGGAAGUUUGUCCAACUUCUGAACACAAGAUCAAAGUAGAAUAAUGAUUACAGUUGGUGUUAAGCAUUUUCUUAAUUAUUUCUUAGAUGUAUAAAAGAUCCAAAGUUCAAAUUUAAAUGCAUUUUGAUAAAGAAGAGUUGUUGCAGAUGGAGAAACAGGGUGUUUUAAAGUUCAUUUGGCUCUACAGAACUUCAAAAAUUUCUCUACUACCAAGAAUUUUAUAUUCUAUGUUAUUUUUCUAACUUGUCUUUAAAAAAAAGUGGCCAUUAAGUGAAGCUAUAUUUGAUGAUUUUAGAAAUCAAAAUACACAAAUGCCCCAUGCUACAUGAUACCCCUCGUGAUAAAUUAUUAAUUUCGACUGGGCUGCCAUUGGGCAGUAAAGAGUGAAACUUUGAUUUUUUUUUUACAAGGAGUAUAACAAUUGGGCCAAUGGAAAAGGGAGAGCUUGCUUUUGCUGGAGAAUUACAGAAACCCCAGAGGAGCAGACAGAAGAGAAUUGAGUAAACUUCUAAACAUGUAACAUGGAAGCAGAAAGCCAACCAGUUUUUUUUUGUAUUCCUUAAAAUAUUAGAUUUCAUACAUUGUGUUUAAAUCAAGUAUAAUGGCCAGCAAUGAAACUGAAACUUUACUUCAUAUUAUUAUACAACCUAUUAUAAAAUACUUCCUGUAGAAAAUAAAACUGCAAGGUGCAAUGGACUAAAUAGCAGCUAACAUUUGUAAGAUGGUAAAUUGUCAGUGAUAACCAUAUUCCAUGAAUAUAAGUAAUUAGAUUUCUAACUUUUUGUGAACACUUCCAAAUACUUGUGUUCCCUAACUUUCCUGUACAGUGGAAGUAAAACUUUUUAAAUUUGAAAAUAACCUUCGCAGCAGAAAUUUUAUUGUUCACUUUAAUUGAUAAAAUGUCUUGUGCUUACUAAUAUUUUUAAAAAUUGGUAUUUUCUUGCAUAUUUUGAUUUUUGAAAAUAUGGCAUCUUCCAAAAAUAUUUUGUUUUGUAUUUGUAAUCCAGGAAAAUCAAGAGUAGGCCAUAUAAUACUUAAAGCCUGAUGUGUCUCAACCUUUUAGCCACUUGCUCAAUUCCUAUAUCCUCUUGUUAUAUAUAUAAAAUCUAUUGACAAUACUGAACACCUUAGCAUUCAUGGACAUCUGAGAUAGCAAAACUCCAAAUAUCAAGAUAUUUCUCCCUAUCUCUAUCCUAAAUGACUAUAAAGCAUUAAUGGCUAUUAAUUUGCUCCAUAUCUCAGCUUUCGGAUUUUUGGGAGAGACGGGAAACAUGGUACAAUUGUUGAAUGAAUUUUUAUCAUUCUAAUAGCAUUGAAAACUUGUUUGUAAAAAGCCAUCCUGAAAUUACAUGAGUUUGUUUGGUGUGAUUUCACAAACUACCACAAAUUUCAGAAGGUUUGAUUGUUAGAAGGAAAUGGAGUGAAUGUUUUGUGUUUCACUGUUUUGUACUUGAUGCUGGUUUGGAUGUUCAGUAACUUCAAAUCUAUCCCAACAUUAUUCACCUCAGCAACCAUACACUUAAAAACUAGAAAUAAAGUGCAAGUUGCAAUUGUUCACAGUGGUUAUUUGCCAAAUUGCUUAUCGUUGUUUUAUUUUGGUUUCACAGUUUGAAUCUCAUUAUUAAAUAUAGGCAAGCUUUUCACAAAACUGGAUAUUAUGACUUUUAUACUGAGCAAUUAUCAAGUUGAUAUCAUUUCCUUUUAUGUUUAGAACCCGCUCUGUUCAAAGAACAUUCAAAGUAAUUACAACCUUGCAUCUAUGUCUGAAGAUUGUGGUCAUAAUUUUUUUUGAAUGUCUUUAAUUUCAUUCAAUUAGCCUUGUAAUGGGCAAGCUGACUUAGUUCAAAAUGUCAAAAUAUAUGAAAGAACAAUUAAGAUGGUAAUGUAGGAUAUAAAAGUAUGUGGCAUUAACUAAUGAUUACUUGGUUUAUGGUAAAAUAUACUGUGCAAUUUAAAAUUUGUUAAACUAUUAAAUGUUGGAGAAAUGAGAGCCAAUAGCAAAUUCAUACCAAUCUCUCAGCUGAUGCAUUAAAAUCAGCAAGUUAAAUUUAUUGCAGCGUAUUGUUAUAAAACAAUGAAUAUGAAAACAGUAAAUUUAUUUUCAAUACUAAUGUUAUGUUGUAAUUACUAAAAGAACUUAAAAUUUCCUCAAAAGAAUAUUGCAAAAUAGAUAUGUUAAAAUAAUGAAACAGUGUCCUUAGCAUAAUGAGCUGUAUAGAAUAUACUAUUGAAAAGAUUAAUUUCCAAAUUAAUUUAAAGAGUUAAAGUAUAGUUACUUUAAUAUUUAACGAUAUUGUCAGUGAUCAACAUCUGGAAUGCAUGUUUGUUUCAAUGAGACAACCAAUUUAAUACAUGAGUCGUAUCACAGGCUGUCAUAGUUUUUGUUAAAAAAAAUAACUAUGAAAUGUUCAUUAAAAUAUUGCAGUUAAAAUAAGUUUGUCAAAAAAUCGGUAACUGGAUUUAGUUAUAAGAGGAAACCUGUUUUCUUUCUGUUUCAAAUGUUACAGCAUAACAGAGACAGUUUGAUUAAUCUAAAAUGAAAAUCUUGUCCUGUUUAACCAAUAUUUAAAUUUCAAGUAUUGCACCCAUCAGAGAGCUGCUGCUUUUUUGAUAACAGCUGGUUCUAAAAGAUUAUAGCUUUUGUCUCUUUGUUUCAGUAAACUUGAUACUGAAGUUAUGUAUUUGUGUAGAAAGAAACAAAGAUUAGCUUUGGAGGCUGCAUAUGAUAUGUGUAUUGUAAUGUUGAUAUAAUAAAAGGUUAAUCUUGCUUGUAUAAACAAAUG